AUGGAUAUCCCGUGUACCGAAGAAGAGAAACUGGAUGAUGUGUGGCGUUUGGAGAAAAUUUCUGAAAAAGGACCAUUCCGUGACCGACUCCGUAGCAACGGAAUUCAUACUGUUAAGGAUCUGUUAAGGUUAUUCAUAACCAAUGAAUCUUCAUUACGUGAGAAAUUUGGAAAAAUUCAGAAGAAAUGCUGGUCUGAUAUUAUCGAACAUGCAUGGUCGUGUGUUGUAGAUGAUUAUAUGCUUUAUAGCUAUGAGAUAAUUGGAGAACCAAUACUGCUUCUAUUCAAUGUGAUCUAUGAACUUGUUGGUGUGACAUUUGAUACACAAAAGUUUUAUUUACCAGAUGAUCUCAGACUCACACCCAUCCAGAAGAAUUUGGUUGAAAUUGUGAAGAAAGAUGCAUACAAAAACAUUGAAAAUUUAAAAGCAAUUGAUGAGGCUGCAUUGAACUCCAUAAGCUUAGAAGCAUGUAUAAAAUCAACACAAGAACAAGAUGUGCAACAUAUUGAUAUCUCUGCAGAGAAUGGUAAUGAUGGAAUGCAAAAUAUUGAAAUGAAUGUUGAUCCGGUGGAAGACAUAGGAGAAAUACCAGAAAACAAUUAUUGUCAUUCAAUAGAGAAUCUCAUAAAUGUUAGUUAUUUUGAAGGAGCUGAGUGGAGCACUUUAGUUGAUUUACUGAGUUCUGAUCCAUUUAUCUCUAGUUCAAAUGUUAAUGAUGGAAUGCAAAAUGUUGAAAUCAAUGUUAAUCGAGAGCCUGACAUUAGAGAAAUACCAAGAAACAGUUAUGAUGUUUUAGAUGGUAAUUUUGAUGAAGCUGAGUGUAGCACUUUGGUUGAUAUGUUUAUAUCAAACAUUGAGUUCACUUGUUUUUCCUAA
Molecule: messenger RNA, 876 nt
Organism: Vicia faba (fava bean)
Lineage: Eukaryota; Viridiplantae; Streptophyta; Magnoliopsida; Fabales; Fabaceae
Source: the annotation of a GenBank genome assembly